CGAUGUGUUGGGACCCAAGGGACACGCAGCAAGGGCGAGAGCAAGGGGAGGGAAUCCGCAAGGGACAUGGUUGUCUCGGGACGCUCCAACCUCCAGGGUGGACCUCUAGGACCGGCACCACUGCUGCGCAUGCGUCGGAUUUCCAGCGACACCCCUGAGUUCCGGGGUGCAGGUGGGCAUGAUUGACAGGGGUGUCGCAGUGCCUGCAGGUACCUUAGGUACCUGAAGAGGGUGUUCGAGGUCACCAGGCGCAGGAGUUAGAGUUCCUGGGUCCCCAGAAUCCUGCAGAAGGCAGCCGCCAUGUCCACAUUCAGGCAGGAGGAUGUGGAGGACCAUUAUGAGAUGGGGGAGGAGCUUGGCAGUGGCCAGUUCGCCAUCGUGCGCAAGUGCCAGCAGAAGGGCACGGGCAUGGAGUACGCGGCCAAGUUCAUCAAGAAGCGGCGCCUGCCAUCCAGCCGGCGCGGUGUGAGCCGGGAGGAGAUCGAACGCGAGGUGAGCAUUCUGCGUGAGAUCCGCCACCCCAACAUCAUCACGCUGCACGACGUGUUCGAGAACAAGACAGAUGUGGUGCUGAUCCUGGAGCUGGUGUCUGGUGGCGAGCUGUUCGACUUCCUGGCGGAGAAGGAAUCGCUGACCGAGGAUGAGGCCACGCAGUUCCUCAAGCAGAUCCUGGACGGUGUGCACUACCUGCACUCCAAGCGCAUCGCGCACUUUGACCUGAAGCCCGAGAACAUCAUGCUGCUGGACAAGCAUGCGGCCAGCCCACGCAUCAAGCUUAUCGACUUCGGGAUCGCACACAGAAUCGAGGCCGGCAGCGAGUUCAAGAACAUCUUUGGCACACCGGAGUUUGUUGCUCCCGAGAUCGUCAACUAUGAGCCGCUUGGCUUGGAGGCUGACAUGUGGAGCAUCGGCGUCAUCACCUACAUCCUCCUGAGUGGGGCAUCCCCAUUCCUGGGGGAGACCAAGCAGGAGACGCUGACGAACAUCUCUGCAGUGAACUACGACUUUGAUGAGGAGUACUUCAGCAGCACCAGCGAGCUGGCCAAGGACUUCAUCCGCAAGCUGCUGGUCAAAGACCCCAAGAGGAGGAUGACCAUCGCACAGAGCCUGGAGCAUUCCUGGAUCAAGGUGCGCAGGCGCGAGGACGGCGCCCGGAAGCCGGAGCGACGGCGGCUGCGCGCGGCGCGCCUGCGCGAGUACAGCCUCAAGUCGCACUCGAGCAUGCCGCGCAACACGAGCUACGCCAGCUUCGAGCGUUUCUCGCGUGUCCUGGAGGACGUGGCGGCGGCGGAGCAGGGGCUGCGCGAGCUGCAGCGGGGCCGACGACAGUGCCGGGAGCGCGUGUGCGCGCUGCGCGCGGCAGCCGAGCAGCGGGAGGCGCGCUGCCGCGACGGGAGCGUGGGGCUGGGCCGCGACCUGCGACGCCUGCGCACGGAGCUGGGGCGCACCGAGGCUCUGCGCACGCGCGCGCAGGAGGAGGCGCGGGCGGCGCUUUUGGGCGCCGGCGGCCUGAAGCGUCGCUUGUGUCGCCUGGAGAACCGCUACGACGCGCUAGCCGCGCAGGUGGCCGCCGAGGUUCAGUUCGUGCGCGACCUGGUGCGCGCGCUGGAGCAGGAGCGGCUGCAGGCCGAGUGCGGCGUGCGCUAGGCUGCGGCUCCCCCACCCCCAGAAUAAAGCUGCUUUCCGCGCAC
Molecule: messenger RNA, 1691 nt
Organism: Arvicanthis niloticus (Nile rat)
Lineage: Eukaryota; Metazoa; Chordata; Mammalia; Rodentia; Muridae
Source: RefSeq, a predicted model, not a curated record